CAAAAAAAAAAGCAGCGCCAAUACUCGCUGCUCCCUUUUAGUUCUUCGUCGCGAACGAGAGGACUCCUGGAAGUCGAAGAUGUGGUUCGCACUGAUAUUGCUUGGCUCCCUUUUCGUCGCCUCCACCAAUGGCGAUCCAAUCAGAACGAAGAAAGAGGCACCACCUAGUCCACAGUAUGGCCCGCCAGCUACUUCUUACGGAGUACCGAACGUAGGUCCUUCGGAUUCGUACGGUGUUCCACCAGCACCAUCGUCGUCUUAUGGUGCUCCAUCUGGACCAUCCUCUUCUUACGGUGCCCCGUCUGGACCAUCAUCGUCCUAUGGCGCGCCAUCUUCCAGCUACGGAGCCCCAUCCUCCGGGCAUGCCUCAUUUGGGGGUGAUCACGGAUCCUUCGGAGAAGCCGAUCAUGGAUCGUUAGGCGGUGGAUCGUCCGACAGUGGUUACGGAGGUGAUCAUGGUUCGCUAGGCGGCGCCGGCGAUGGCGGUUUCGGUGGUGAUUUUGGAUCGUACGGAGGAGGACAUCACGGGGCUGGAGGAGGCGGCGGCGGUGGUGAUUUUGGAUCGUACGGAGGAGGACAUCACGGGGCUGGAGGAGGCGGCGGCGGUGGUGAUUUUGGAUCGUACGGAGGAGGACAUCACGGGGCUGGAGGAGGCGGCGGUGGUGAUUUUGGAUCGUACGGAGGAGGACAUCACGGGGCUGGAGGAGGCAGCGGUGGUGAUUUCGGAUCGUACGGAGAUGGACAUCACGGGGCUGGAGGAGGCGGCGGCGGUGGUGAUUUUGGAUCGUACGGAGGAGGACAUCACGGGGCUGGAGGAGGCGGCGGUGGUGAUUUCGGAUCGUACGGAGGAGGACAUCACGGGGCUGGAGGAGGCGGCGGUGGUGAUUUUGGAUCGUACGGAGGAGGUGGAGGUGGAGGAGGAUCUGCGCUUGGUCCCAUUUACGGUCCACCCUCGCAAUCCUACGGUCCUCCGGCGGCCUCCUACGGUCCGCCUGGUCACGAUCAGCCGAAGGGAGUAUGGAAAAAAAAGCUCACGUGGAAGGCCGAAUGGAAGCAGAUAUGGAAAACGGAGUCGAAGCUAACGUGGAAACAGGAAUGGAAAAAGGUUCAGGUACCAAUUUGGAAGGAAAUACAGGUGCCAGAAUGGAAGGAAAUUCAAGUGCCAGCUUGGAAGAAGGUACAAAAGCCAAUUUGGAAGGAGAUCCAAGUACCCAUUUGGAAGGAGAUUCAGGUACCAGCUUGGAAGAAAGUUUGGAAGCCUGUUUGGAAGGAGAUACAAGUACCAAUUUGGAAGGACGUUCAAGUGCCCGACUGGAAGAAGAUUUGGAUACCAGAAUGGAUAAAGAUCGGUAUUCCCGGGGAACAAUACGUCGGCAAGGAUCAACACGGUUGGCAAUAUACCAGUCACGAUCUCUGGAAGAAGAAACUCAUUUGGAAGCCGAUCUGGAAGAAAAUUUGGAGGACCGAGAAGAAGCAAGCUUGGGUUACGGAUAAGAAGCUCGAAUGGAAAGCCGAAUGGAAGCAAAUUUGGAAAACCGAAAAGAAACAAGUAUGGGUGACCGAUAAGAAACUUGUAUGGAAGGAAGAGUCCGUACAAGUUUGGUUACCUAAAAAACAACAGAUUUGGGUCACGCAAAAGAAGCAGGUGUGGAAGGACGAAUGGAAAAGCAAGUGGGUACCGGUUUGGAAGAACGUACAAGUACCGGCCUGGAAGAAGAUUUGGAAGCCCGUUUGGGAGAAAGUUUGGGUACAAAUAGAAUCUCAUCACGACGGAGGCCACCAUGGUUACAAGUAAUACGAUAAUAUUAACGUAGUCGUUAGGAUAUCAAAGUUAACUUCGUAGUUGACUUUUUCUCCAAAGUUCGUAGAAUGUGUUUCAAUUAUGGGUCGAUAAUUUCAGGCUCGACGAUAGCUCCCUGUUAGACGCGAUUAUGGAAUAACGAAUGGAAUAGAAAGUAUAGUGUUUCGUCGAAAUAAGAAGGACAGAGAAUAGUUUUGGCUCGUGAUAUUCCGUAACUUCAUUAUUCCGUAAAUGUCGAAUAAAUAUCAAGACUUGCUCCGCCCCCCCCCCCCCCUCCACCCCUCCACUGUAAAUAAGGUGAUUAAAAGAUUGCAAGCGCAUCGAUAUUUUUGUACGUUUUGCGUUUACUAUAAUCUAAUAAAUAUUUUUUUUUUUACCACGUGUACGUCUAAUCGAUUGAUAUCCCGAAUAGGCCGAUGAUCCAGUUGACGAAACUUUCACUUUGUACAUAAUCAGUUUGGAUUGUUCCAAACGAUCAAUCUGAUUAAUCCAGACGAGGAAGAGAAAAGGGAAGAAAGGAAGAAUAAUAUUCUUGGGAAGGAAGAAAAAGAACGAUUGUUUUUUGAAGUUUAAGCAAGUCUAAUCGAAUGAAGUCGGUAAUAAGUAAUCGGUAGUAGCUUUCCCGUUCAUUCGAUGAAAGUGCAAUUUUCUAGGCGACGGAAUAGGAUUAUCGCAGGAGGACAAUGGAAAGGGAAAAGGAAGAUGCUUUCCAGGGAAGCGUAUAUGCAGAUGUCAGGGUCGCGAGACGGACUCACGACCUUUACUUUCUCCGUGAUCGCGUUGGAGUAAGUGUGGGAUGAUCGAGAAAUAAAGAAUCUACCAAGAGAGAACGUGGAAGUCGGUGGGAGAACGGAAGUAGCACGACCGGUUCGUCUUCUCCGAGGUCUCCUUCCGAGUUUCGAUGCAAAAACCAGUAUCUAUUAAACGCAUCGAAGAAAGUGGAUGGCGUUUUCGAGUCGACGAAAAAAAAAAAAAAAAAGGAAAAGAAAAAGAAAUAAUCUCCCCUAAUGAAUAAAUUAGUUGUACGAUAGAUGAACAUAUGUUCAAAUCAUGUACGAUGAGAUGCCUCUUAUUAAUCAAGACGAAAUCUUUACAAGUUAAAUCCUAAUUAAGAGCUAUCUCCUCUUUUUUUCUCAUUUAUUCCGUUUAUUUACAGGAUCAUGCCGAAACUAGGUUAGAUACUUUGUUAAUUAUCAACUUCAUUAAUGGUUCCGUGCAUUCGAUCUGCACGUUCAUCCAUCGCCUUCGUCUCGGACGAUGAUGAGAUUUUAUCUCUUUGGCAGAGAGUAACGCGUAACUACAUAAAUUAUACAGUAGAAAAUACAAGUUGAUUUAUGGAUGUCUAUAUUACUUACUACUUUGAGGUAUUCCAAUAUGAUUUACAAGCGGGAAUGCGAUUUAUAUAAACUUCCGACGACGAAAAUAACGGCGCUUCUUGUAUCUGCUUGCAAAGUGUAAGGACGUUUCGAGCGAUUGGUAAAUACCUGUGUUAAUAAUAAAUAGAGGAAAAUAAGCAUAACUUGAAGAAUUUACUGCAAAAAUAUCUUUUACGAAUAUUUUCUAUUCGAUGAUCGUAUUGAAUGGCGUUCGCUUCGAAUACAGCAAGCGAAAAUGACACUUGCGAUCGUGCGUAGAGCAAAUUUAAAAGUUAUUUCCCCACCACGUUCGAUAUAUUAUUGCUCUAACGUUUACCACCACCACCACCACCACCACCACCACCACCACCACGUAUACUUUCCCAGGAUCUUUCUUUGUAUGACUUUCUAGCGUUUAAAGUAGGUAGUGGGACAUUCGUCAAAGUUUUUCCCUCUCUUCUUAUAAACUACCGUCUCCUCUCCAUAGAGUUUCGUUCAUUUUAAUUAUUACAAAUUAAUCGACAAUUUUAGCUUUUCCUUGUUUCAGAAACGUUCUAGUUUUAAUUAAUUAAUCCGACCAAUUUUACAUUGCGCAUUUCGUUUCGAACGUCGUUUAUAAGACGAGUUUUCUGCCAUCGAAAGUCGUUAAUACUUUAUGUACGGCACACCAUAGCCCAUGAAGACUUAUAUACGAAUGCCGGUGUUACUCAAUAGAAAGCGAAACGUGCAUAUGAUAGAUUUAUAACCGAAACUUUUAGACUAUUCUCGGGGCUCUAUGGGUAAGCUCUUUGAAAUCGUCAACGUGGUCGAAGUAUCAGCUAUGAAAAUAUUUCGAUGUUGGUCAAUUGUCGUAGGUUAUGCAGAACGCGAAUAGCCAAGGAUUGUCUUCAUAAAGUAAGCCCGAGACUGGCAAGGCCACUUUCACGUAAAUAUAUACAGGCAGAAGAGACGAGCAUGUGCGCACGUUUCUUUCCUUUCCUUCGUUUCUUUGUCUCUCUGAUCUCUUCCAUCCGGUUCCUUUAUCCAGUGGCUCUCAAUUCUUUCCUCGACUAG
Molecule: messenger RNA, 4209 nt
Organism: Vespa mandarinia (Asian giant hornet)
Lineage: Eukaryota; Metazoa; Arthropoda; Insecta; Hymenoptera; Vespidae
Source: RefSeq, a predicted model, not a curated record